This is a messenger RNA of Penicillium waksmanii, 4503 nucleotides long. RefSeq lists its product as uncharacterized. The record is from RefSeq and is a predicted model, not a curated record. The coding region runs from base 1 to 4503 and encodes 1500 amino acids. Gene Ontology annotation, molecular function: ribonuclease III activity; ATP binding; RNA binding. The transcript is spliced from 16 exons. Gene Ontology annotation, cellular component: RISC complex; nucleus; cytoplasm. NCBI's taxonomy places the organism in Eukaryota, Fungi, Ascomycota, Eurotiomycetes, Eurotiales, Aspergillaceae. Gene Ontology annotation, biological process: siRNA processing.
AUGCCACCAGCACUCGAUACCACUGGCCCAGAUACCCAUCACUCUGACGAUUCUGAAAGCGAAGAUGACCAAGGAUCCCUUCAACUUACAUCUGAGAGCCGAAAGGUUCAGAAUGUUCAGUUUCAAGCUUUGCUGAACCAAUAUGCCCGUGACCCCGGUAGAACAAUCGAAGCCAAGGCCCAAGUCCCGACAGAUAGGCCAGACUCUGAGCUCGCGAUCUCAUCCUUGCUCACAAAACAUGAUCCCAAUCCAGGACACUUGGAUCCUCGGGCGUAUCAGAUCGAGCUGUUCGAGCGGGCAAAGCUUCAAAACACCAUCGCUGUACUGGAUACAGGCAAGUGGAUGACUUUGAUCGCGGUUUUACUUCUCAAAGAGAUCCUGCAACGCGAACUGAUCGAUCGGGCCGAUGGCAAAGCUCCUCGCAUUGCCUUCUUCUUGAAGGUUGACAGCGUGACCCUUGUUUUCCAACAAUCCACCGUGUUGCGAAACAAUAUCGACCAGAGCGUCGGUCACCUCUACGGCAACGUGGGGGUAGACCACUGGGACGAGCAAACGUGGAAAAAUCAAUUCGAUAAAAACAUGAUUAUAGUUUGCACAGCCGCCAUUCUCCAUAAAUGUCUUCUCAAUGGAUUCGUGAAGAUAAGACAGAUCAACCUCAUGAUCUUCGAUGAAGCCCACCACACGAAGAAGGACCAUCCCUAUGCACGGAUCAUCAGGGAUUCGUACAUCAGGACUGAGCUAUCUGAACGUCCGAGAAUUUUCGGAAUGACAGCCUCCCCCAUCGAUGCGAGAGGGAAUAUCGUAGACGCGGCACGGGAGCUUGAGAUCCUCAUGGACAGCAAAAUAGCAACGACAACGAAUUUUACGGCGCUCUUGCGCGCUGUAAGCCGCCCGCAGGAAGAGUUCUGGGCCUACCCGAAGCUCAACGAAUCAACCACAACCCCUUUAUUCCGGCUUUUGAAAGAGACAUUCGGGGAUCUAAAAGUCCUCGAGCCUGUUUUCCGAUUUGCAUGGAGAGCAACUUCGGAAUUGGGAGCAUGGUGUGCGGACUAUGUGUGGACAUACGCCCUGGCACAGGACGUGAUCCCUCGCCUUCAAGCUAAAAUUGGUAGGGAUUCGUGCUCGGAGGAUGAAACCACUGAAGGCAUUGAAAGAAAUAUGAAGAGGAUCCACGAGGCCGCACAAAUCGUGAAAAAUUACAAAUUCAAGAGCCCCCUGGAACCGGGUCAGAUCAACCCAAAAGUUGAGCUUCUUCUGAGAAAAUUGUCCCAACACUUCGGCAGGUCGAAAGACACAAAAUGUAUCGUCUUCACAAGAAGGCGAAAUACAGCGAAAUCCCUCGGGCACCUCUGCAGUGUCAUGAAAAUUCCAAACCUCCGACCAGGAAUACUUGUCGGAAUUCGAAACCACGAUAUCACUGGGACUGUCACGCUUCGCGACCAAUUCCUUGUCUUGAUCAAAUUUCGCCAAGGAGAGAUAAACUGUCUUUUUGCAACGUCUGUCGCUGAGGAGGGGCUCGAUAUUCCGGAUUGCAAUCUUGUCGUCAGAUUCAAUCUCUACAAGACAUUGAUUCAAUACAUACAAAGCAGAGGACGUGCCAGACAUGCCGACUCAACGUAUGCCAUCAUGCUUGAACACGAAAAUCAAGAGCAACAAAAACGCCUCCAAGAAGUCAAGGAAGGAGAGGUUCUGAUGCGAUCCUUUUUUGAAAGACUUCCCAAGGACAGAUUACUACAUGGAAACGAAGAUAUCCUUGAAAAGACCAUGCGAGCCCAAGAGGGAGAGCGGACUUAUACAAUAUCUACUUCUGGUGCCAAGCUGACUUAUCCCUAUGCUAUCGAAGUUCUGGCUCGUUUUGCCCAUUCUCUGCGAUACGAGAACGAACUUGCCACGGAUGUUGCCUACUUUGUGACUUCCAGCGACAGAAAGUUUCUGUGUGAAAUCAUCCUUCCUGAGAAGUCACCUAUCAGAGGAGUUACUGGGAAGCCAGAGGCAAGAAAACUUAUAGCGAAGCAAUCCGCUGCGUUCGACCUUUGCCUUCUUCUCCGGAAGAACCACCUUCUCGAUGAUCAUUUUCGCUCGAUCUAUCACAAACGCCUCCCAGCAAUGCGAAAUGCGAGGCUGGCAAUCAUAUCAAAGAAAACAAACAGCUACAAGAUGCGCUGCAAGCCCUCAAUCUGGACGCAGGAAAAGCAAAGUAACCCAGAGUUACUCUACGGAACAGUCAUUGAAUUCAAUCCCUUCAUGCCACUGGCACGAGAACAUGGAAGCCUGAUGCUUUUGACAAGAGAAAAACUUCCCGAGUUCCCAAGUUUCCCAGUUUUCCUGGAGAAUGACAGAGAAACUCAAGUUCGCACUAUCUUCCUUGAACCGACUCUUUCGGUCACUUCUCAGGAAUUGGAACAGUUGACAGGUUUUAUGGUUACAAUAUUCAGCGAUUUAUUCCACAAAAGCUUCGAGGCUGUUUCAGAAACAUUUCCAUACUGGUUUGCCCCAGCUAAGGCUACAGCUAAGAAUGGGACCUCCACAACCAGCCCUCGGGAAAUAAUCGAUUGGGACACUUUGCAAUUUGUUCAUGACAAUCCUGAGAUAUCAUGGUCCAAGAAAAUGAAUCCGAAGUCUCUCUGCAACAAAUUCAUCUAUGAUCCUUGGGAUGGGAGAAAGCGAUAUAUCUCAACUGCCAUUGAGUAUGGCCUACGCGCAUCCGACCCACCUCCAGAAUGGGCACCCCGUCGAAAAUGGAUGGAAAACAUCAUGAGCUACUCGAUGAGCCUUUCCAAAAACUCUCGUGUCAAAGUUUUGGCCGAUUGUGAUUGGAGCCAGCCGGUGCUCCGGGCUGAAUGUAUCUCGUACCGAAGAAACUUUCUCGACCCAGCGACGGAAACUGAGAAUUCAGAAAGAGCGGAGUGCUGUAUCUGUGUUCAGCCAAUUAGGGUCUCACCGAUUCCUUUAUCAAUUGCAAUAUCGUGCCUAGCCAUCCCGGCGAUUAUCACGAGACUUGAAUCCUACAUGAUCGUCCAAGAGGGCUUCAAGUUUAUCGGGCUCUCCAUGAGACUGGACUAUGCACUUGAAGCAUUUACCAAAGAUUCAGACAAUACCGAGGACCACCGAGCCUUGCAGGUUCAUAUUCAGCGCGGAAUGGGCAAGAACUACGAGCGACUGGAGUUUCUAGGAGAUAGCUAUCUCAAGAUGGCAACAUCAAUAGCGCUUUUCUGCCAAAACCCCGAUGAUGAUGAAUACGAUUACCAUGUCAACCGAAUGUGCCUUAUUUGCAACAAAAACAUGUUCAAUGUCGCCACAAAAAUCGGUCUCUACGAGUAUAUUCGCAGUCGUGGCUUCUCUCGACAUAACUGGUAUCCUCCUGGUCUUCAGCUUCUGCGUGGCAGAGACUACAUCAGGCAUCUCGUCACAGAAAGUUCCCACAAUCUUGGAGAAAAGACAAUCGCAGAUGUAUGCGAGGCAUUGAUAGGAGCUUCAUUGCUUUCGGGGGGUGGGGAAAACAGGUUUGACAUGGCCACCAAAGCAGUCACGGUCUUCGUGGGCAGUGAAAGCCAUUCAGCAACUUGCUGGGAAGGCUAUCGUCUGUCUUACACAAAGCCGGCAUACCAGAUAAAAGAUAGUGAUGGAUUCGAAAAAGAUCUGUCUCAGAAGAUCUUUGAGAAGCUGGGAUACAGGUUCAAAUAUCCUCGUCUGCUACGAUCUGCUUUCACCCACCCAUCUUAUCCACUCGCAUACGCCAAGGUGCCUUGUUAUCAGCGACUAGAAUUCAUAGGGGACGCUCUUUUGGAUAUGGUGUGCGUUGAGCACUUGUUUGAGAGAUUUCCGGACAAAGAUCCCCAGUGGCUCACCGAGCACAAGAUGGCUAUGGUUUCGAAUAAAUUUCUCGGAGCGUUGGCGGCUAAAUUGGGGUUUCACCGACAUCUUCAGCAUUUCAGCAACCCGAUACAGACGAACAUCACGAGCUACGCCGAAGACAUCCAAACAGCGGAAGAUGAAAGCGAGGGCGCAAUGGACUACUGGCUGAGCACCAAGGACUCUCCAAAGUGUCUUCCAGAUAUGAUCGAAGCAUACAUUGCUGCCAUCUUUGUCGACUCUGACUUUGACUAUUCUGUGGUUGAGGACUUUUUCGCAACUCACAUCAAGCCAUAUUUCGUGGAUAUGUCGCUGUAUGACACAUUUGCCAAUCGGCAUCCGACGACGUACUUUUUCAAUCAGAUGACCGAGAUAUAUGGAUGCACCAAUUACUGUGUCAAAGCCGGCGAGCUUCCUGGUGGAGAUGGAGACAAACCGCGUAUUCUUGCCGCAGUCAUGAUUCAUGGAGAGUCAAUUGCGGAAGACAUUGGAACAUCCACUCGGUAUGCGAAAGUCCGGGCCAGUGAGAAAGCGUUGGAGGUGAUUGGAGGCAUGUUGCCGACCGACUUUCGUCUCAGAUUUCGCUGUGACUGUCGCCCGUCAUCUGACGAUCAAGGAGUGAAGACUGGGGACAUCGGAACCGCCAUAUGA